UCUGCCAUCUUUGAUUGUCCGACAGGCCGCGGCGCGAGCGGAGCCUCACUCAACCUGAAAAACGGUCUGGCACGAGAUAACGGAGCCACGGGACGACUGGCUCCCGCAGCGAGGGCCGAACAAAAAAAGACCGACUGCCUGCGUGAGACAACGGGGCAGACACAAAGCGUUACAGAACCGUGCACGUAGACAGCAGUUUGUCGGCAGCCAGCGCGCAGAGCUACCCAUCGUUAGCCCGAGUGGGUUAGCGGGUUAGCUAGUUUUUGUAAUCCGCCGGCCAGACAAACACUGGUCAUUAGUCCAGGCCAAAACCAGACAUUUAUUGAGGCCAUACGACUCCACAAAGGACAAGGAAGGCACCGGCGCUGGCAGGAGGCUGGUUCUUGGGGUGAGACUAAAGGACCAGACUCAAUGAGUUUCCAGCGAAAUGUCAGAGAAGUCAGGGCAAAGCACCAAGGCAAAGGAUGGCAAAACAAAGUAUGCAACCCUUAGCCUUUUCAACACUUACAAAGGCAAAUCUCUGGAAACACAGAAAACUGCUGUGGCUGCCAGACAUGGGCUCCAAAGUUUGGGCAAAGUUGCAGUCAGCCGACGUAUGCCCCCUCCAGCCAACUUGCCCAGUCUGAAGGCAGAGAACAAGGGAAAUGACCCAAAUGUCAACAUUGUCCCCAAAGAUGGUAGUGGCUGGGCAUCUAGAGCUGAAGCAGGAGAUGAGAGGCAACAGGAAACUCCCCCACCCCAAAACAAACCAGUUGCACAGUCCCAAGAGCUUUCUACUGGGGCCAGUCGCUCCUGGGCCAACAGCAAGCCGACACCGCAAGAUGGAGCUCCUCACGUGAGCAGCCAUUUUCACCAGGAGUUUCCCACCUUGCAAGCAGCUGGUGAGGUGGAAAAAGGAGAUGGUCCAGAUGAAGAGCCUUAUGGACCAGGCCCGAGCCUCAGACCUCAAAAUGUUGGCAGUUGGCGUGAGGGUGGAGGCAGGAAUUUAAACACUGCAUCCAGCACCCCGGAGAUGGAGGCCAAGGCUCAGGAGGAGAACACUACAUGCGUUAGUACCGCCACACCACUAGGAGAAGCUCCUGAACCUGGCAGGAAUGCAACAACUGAAGAUCAAACGGAGAAAGAGAAGAGCAGGGAGAGGUUUCCCCCUUCUGGCCAUCUGCAGCCUAAAGUAAAUGGAGGGCAGCAGCCUCCUUCAGGGGUACCAACACACUUUGACCCUGCUUUCAGGAGCAUGAUGCCAUCUUAUAUGUUCCACGCCUAUCCCCAAAUGCCAUUUGGCCCAGGACAUGUGAACUUCAGAUACCCAGUACCACAGGAUGGGGGAAAGGGUCCUCGUUCUACCCGGCCCCAGCAGCCACCCUCUCAGUCCUGGCUCCAAGACCCUGACAGACCCUCCAUCAUCAGUGCAACAGAACUGAAGGAGCUGGACAAUUUGGACACUGAUGCUGAUGAGGGCUGGGCAGGAGCUCAGAUGGAGGUGGAUUAUACUGAAAAGCUAAACUUCAGUGACGAUGAGGAGAACCAAGCUGCUAAAAUCAAGGGAGACAACUGGGAGUGGAUGAGUAAAGUGGAGCGCAUGAGGUCUCGGACAUCAGAUGGUCAAGAGGGCUGGAAUGAUCGGUCUGAGGAGCCUGGAGGUGCUAAAGCUUCUUGGGGCGACAAUGUUGAUCCUAGAGCACCAUCACCUGGCAUUGGAGGGCAAUACAAUAAAGCAUCUUUUUUGCAGGAAUACCAGAGUGUCAGUCAUUCUGCUGGGAGUGGUGCGGCCCGUGGUAAACCACAGGCUGCUGUAGCACCUGCUGCCGAUGAGGACUCUGACGCCUGGCGACAGAAGCGGAAAAAGCAGUCUGAAGUUUCUGAAGCUGUAGAGCGAGCAAGACGCAGGAGAGAAGAAGAAGAAAGACGGAUGGAAGAACAGAGACUUGCUGCUUGCGCUGAAAAACUUAAACGUCUCAAUGAAAAACAUCGACAGACUGAGAGCAAACUUGCCAGUUCUCAGACCACUAGCGAUGAGGCAGGAGCUGCUGGGGAGGAAGCCUUAUCACCAAUUCCUGCAUCCAGUCCUGUUUCUCUAGUCCCAGUUUCACAAUCGCAGGCCCUAAUCACACAAGGUCCUUUAUCAGAGAGAGUGGAUCAAGACAAGGACAAGAUAGAGCAGGAACGAGAGAAGGUAGAACCAAGUGCUGAAGAUGAGGCUCAGUUGCCUUGUCAGCCCAGCCCUCCACCCCAAAGACCUACAACUUUAGCUCCAGAGCCACAAAGCGAAGGAGAAGCCUCCUUGGCAGAAGUGGGUCCCCUGGUGGAGGAAAACCAGACUGAUAGGACAGCAUCAGUACCCAUUUGUGACUAUUUUAACACUGAGGACCACAAAGUGGAUGAGCCCCACUUGCCUCUGUCUCACAUGGAAGCUCCCGGAGGGGAAGAAAUCCCCAUUGCACCCCCACAACUGGAGGGAGAGGCUGCUGCUGCCAUGCGUCCCUCUGUAAUCUCCGGCUAUUCCAAGCAGUUUCAAAAGUCGUUGCCUCCACGUUUCCUCAGGCAACAGGAGCAGAUGAAGCAGCAGCAGCAAUGGCAGCAGCAAACUGGGGGAUCUGUGUCCCCAUCCAGUGGUGGUAAUGUACCAUCUACCCAACAGCAGCAACACCGCUCCAUGUAUCAGCCCGUGGGCCCCCACCACCAGCACUUAGCCUCCAUGGGGUUUGACCCUCGUUGGCUCAUGAUGCAAUCCUACAUGGACCCUCGUAUGAUGUCCGGUCGUCCCCCGAUAGACAUGCAAACUAACAUUCACCCUGGGAGGAUGCCUCAGAAGCAGAUUGUACGCAGGGAGCCAGGUGACAACUCCAGCUCUAGUUCUGAUUCAUUUGAUCACUUGUCCCGACCAGUUCGAGACCAUGGUCUGCCUUCAGACUCACGAAUGGUAUGGGGAUCAGACCCAUACCCACAGUCUGAACCCUUACCCUCUGUAACUCCACCUAAAGGACGGGAAGAUAACCAAGAGCAAAGGAUAGACUCUGGCUUGGAUCUGGACAGAGGUCUUCCAGCUAUUUAUGCUCCGGACCUCAGUGCGGUGGACUCGCAUAAAAAUAACUUUUUUCGGGAACCAGAUUCGCUGUCAUCAUUUACUCAGGGCUCAGAGGAUGUGCCAGGACCUCUUGAAAGGGUCACUGUAAGCUCAGCCUUUGAUCCUGAUGAGCAAGGCUUACCAACUGGGGAAGAAGUAGAGGCUAUUGGUCAAGCCAUGCUCCAGAGAAGUGUUUCACAGGGUUCCAGUCACUCCCUUAAAAUGGAUGAACCUAGGUUUGAAGGAAUACCCCUAGCAACUAAAUCACUAGAGCUGCAGGACACAGGAGAAUGUGUUUCGGAUAAGCAACAAAAAGAAGUCUACUCCCAGGCUGCUGUGACCAGCAACAGGGCUACUUCUCCUGCAGAUGGAUUACACAAACCGGAGAAGCUGCCUCUGCCAGGUCCCAGUAAGCAGAAAGCUGAACUGCGUUGGGGUGGCAGAUCAGUGGCUGGACGCCGUGAUGGGGGAGAAAGAUUGAUUCGCAGAUCGGGACCAAUAAAGAAGCCUGUUUUGAGAGACAUGAAAGAAGAAAGAGAGCAAAGAGAAGAGAGGGAGAAACGUCAUGAGAAAGGAGAACGAGGAGACCGGUCUAAAAAGGAUCAGUUAUCAAAAGCUGCUUCUGCAGCUGUAGCUGUGUCUGAAAGCUCUAGAUCUCAGGGUGACGGCAAGAAGGAAGGUGCUGAGGCAGAGGACACGCCAGCUGCCCAUCACAAGGCAAGAGACUCGCAGCCUUCCUCAGGGGUGCCCACUUCCUCCUCCCAGGAAGAGAAAGCAGACAGACUGCCCAGUAAUGACAAGCAUACAGAACCAAAACUGCCCUUGCGAAAAGAUUCCAAUUUUCCUCCCCGUGCACACAGACGAGAGGAGCGAGACAGGGAGCGAGACAGGGAGCGAGACAGAGAGCGAGACAGGGAGCGAGACAGGGAGCGUGAUCGGGAGAAGGAAACUGACAAGGACAGGGAGAGAGAAUGGCCUACAGACUCAAAUUUCAAAGGGCGAGGUCGAGGGGAGUACUACUCCAGAGGUCGAAGCUACCGUGGGACUUACGGUGGCCGAGCAAGAGGAAGUCGUGGUCGUUGCCGAGCAGAGUACCCUUAUCGAGAGCCCCGGUUACGCUCUGAUUUUCCUUCUGCUGGAGGUGCUGCCGCCUUUCGCAACAGGGAAGAAAGUGAGACGCGCAGUGAGAGCUCGGACUUUGAGGUUAUUCCAAAACGCAAACGUCGACGUGGUUCAGACACAGACUCUGAAAGUGAAGGUGGUAGAGAGUCUGCCAGUGAUACUGGACCCUCUGACCGUGAGCCUAGCACCAAACCUAGCCGUCCACUAAGAAGAGGGCUCCCUGGUGAGAGCCGUUCUGGGCCCUACAAGCUGAGCUAUGAGCCGCCACAUGGGGGAGAAAAAGUUGGGUCAAGAGGAGAUGAAGAAAGUCGGCCUAGGCCAGGUUUUCUUGCUAAAGGAGAGCCUUCCCAACGAGGAAGAGGAAGUUUAUACAGUAGACGAGGUGGAGCAAGAGAUCGUGGAGGACCUCGCUCAGCCCUACAUAAAAGACCACCUGCAAGAGAUUCUUCCUUUCAAUGGCCCUCCAAACCUAUGGAAACAUUCAGGCCUGAAGAUGCAGAGUGUGCAACAAGAUAUGACAAUCCUUCCACUGAUCGACGGCCCUCUAAAUUAGAAGGGAAGAAAUUUGGAGAUGGCACUCAGAGCAGCAGAGAAAGGCCUCGUCGAACUCGACCAGUACGACCCCCAAGACAGGAUAAACCCCCACGCUUUAGACGCUUGAAAGAGCGCGAGGCUGCAGUGUUAGGUAGUGGUGACACGGCAGCAAGUCCUGUUUCUUUACCUUCUGUGCCUGCUGCAGCUGUCUCUAAUGCAGUAACUCCACAUGUCUCAUAUUCUCAAAGCAUCUCUAGAGCUCCAGGAACUCCCCUAACUGUGCCUGCAGAAGCAGCAGCUGCUAUACCUACACCUGAUCAACAUCCCUUAGAAGUGUCCUUGCCUGAGACCAGUAGUCCCACCAUUACUGCAGUGGGUACCAAAUCUCCUGACUUGUCAAACCAGAACUCUUCAGAUCAAGCCAAUGAGGAAUGGGAAACUGCUUCUGAAAGCAGCGAUUUCACUGAAAGGAGGGAACGAGAGGAGAGGAAAGGAGCACUGGUGGCCGCUGCUGAAGUAGCAUCAGUAGCCACAGCUCCAGCACCUGCUCCUCCUCAGGGCACUUCAACCCCUAAUAAAAGUCAGCCCGAUGGAGGUGUGACUCCAAGACGCGAGACGUCUCAAGCAGCUAAGAGGAGUUUCUCAAGUCAGAGGCCUAUAGAGAGGCCAAAUCGAAAAAGCAACAGUGGAGCCAAAGCAGGCCGCAGCUACACAGGAGGCAAGGGAGAGAGGCGAGGAGGAGGAGGCAAAGCUGGCCGCAAAGGCCCUGCAGCCCAGCAGAACUCUGAGGCACCAGCAGCUGGAGGGGCAGCCCAAAGACCAGUAAAAGAGCAGCCUGCCCGACGCAAAGAUGAAGCCAAACAGGCCAUCAAGAAGCCCAAGGAGAAUGCACUUUCUCAAUUUGACCUCAACAACUACGCUAGUGUUGUGAUCAUAGAUGACCACCCAGAGGUUACAACCACUGAAGACCUACAGUCCAGCGCUAUCGAUGAUGGUUUCACUGAGGUUGUUUCCCGCAAACAGAAACGUCUGCAGGAUGAAGAGAAACGGAAAAAAGAAGAGCAGACUUCUCAGAACUGGGGUAAGAAAGGUCCUGGUGAGAAGAGCAGAGGAAGCGGAGGGAAGCUGCCACCAAGAUUCGCCAAAAAACAGUCGACACAGCCACAGCAGCAACAACCUCCGUCCUCACAGUCUCAGCCGCCUGUAGCUUCUGCCCCCAGUGCCCAACAGCAGCCCCCCAUUUCAGCUGCACAGCAUUCUCACCUCGCCCCCUCCCAACCCCCUGCAUCUCCUCAAACUCUGGAAGGUCCUGUGGCUUCUCUUGCCUCCAUCCCCUCUUCUACUGUGGAUUUCACCUCAAAGAGCCUGCCCUCUGCUCCCACCCAGACACACAGCGCUCUGGGUACAGAGCUGUGGGAGAACAAGGGGGCAGGGUCCACCGUGCUUCCUGACGUAAAGAAGCUUGGUCUCAUUAGCCCUCCUCAGCCACCUGUGAGUGCUUGGAACAAACCUCUGACCUCCUUUACUGGCACAGUCUCCUCAGAGGCUGUGAAGCCUGGAGCAGAUGGCAGUGUGGAAUUGGGAAUAGACAGUAUCCAGUUUGGAGCACCAUCAUCUGCAGGCAGCACCGACAGCGAUGGAGCUCCUGCUUUGUUAGAAACUGGUUCUGAAAGCAAGCUGCCUGCUCCCAAAGAACAAAGACAGAAACAACCUCGAACUGGUCCCAUCAAGACUCAGAAGCUCCCUGAGAUGGAACCAGUUGAAACCAAGGAGUACAAACCAGGUCCUAUUGGGAAGGAACGCUCUCUAAAAAACCGCAAGGCCAAAGAUGCUCGUGGAGCCGAGGCUGAGGGAAUAGAGGGAGGAGGAAAUGGAGGAAACGUUAGCAGAGCCAAUGAUUCCAGUCCUCCCACAACUGAUGCCACAGUACCAGAGUUGGGAGGGGACAUAGAGGGCAUGAUUACAGCCCCAUCAGCAGAGUACAGCAGCAACUCUAAGGAGUCUGUCACUGACUACACCACUCCCUCGUCCUCUCUGGCUGACAGUGUUCCUACGAGCGGGAACAAAAUGGAGGAGAGUUUAGUAGCCAAUGUGGCACUGCCCCACUCUCUGCCUCUCCCUCACAGAGAAACACUGCAGCAGAGCUCUAGCCUCAGCACCGUCUCUCCAGCUACCGUUGAUCUAACACUAAAGAUGGAGUCUGCUCGUAAAGCUUGGGAAAACUCCCCAAGCUUGGAGAAGAACUCACCAGUCACCUCCUCUUCCUCCCCCAUCACCUCCUGUGCGUCGUCCUACUCCUCUUUCUCCUCCGCCUCCAUGCCACAGAUCCCUGUAGCAUCUGUAACCCCCAGCACCUCUCUGUCAGGUUCUGGUACCUACACAACGUCCUCCCUCAGCACAAAGACCACCUCAGCCUCUGACCCCCCCAACAUCUGCAAAGUGAAGCCUCAGCAGCUACAAAGUGGAAGCCUGUCUUCCUCCAACAGCAGCAGCAGUAGUAGCAGUGGCUUCUCUCAGCUUGGCUGUGUGCCACCUCUUCUCCCCCAGCAGCAGCAGACCCCGCAGGUGUACGUCUCUCAGUCUGCAGCAGGUUCUGCAGCUCAGAUUCCAGCCUUCUACAUGGACACUAGCCAUCUCUUCAGUACUCCACACCCUCGUUUGGCUCCCCCUCCCCUUGCACAGCAGCAGGGCUUUCAGCCAGGACUUUCCCAGCCGACGGCAGUGCAGCAGAUUCCCAUUCCCAUCUAUGCUCCGCUGCAAGGCCAGCCUCAGCACCAACACACCCACCAAGCUCAGCUGGGACUCAGCACUGGUCCACCAGUUUCACAGCCACAGGACCUGUUCAGCUCCUCUCUUCAGCCUUACAGGUCUCAGCAGGCAUUCUUGCAAAGCAGCUUGUCCCAGCAGUCUAUGAUGCUGUCAGGACCAUCUCUGCACAGCUAUGCUGGCUUGCAAGCCCCUGAGCUAGGAAAGCCCCAGUCCAGUCUGGCUUAUCAGCAACCCUCCUCCACCCAGCACAUUCCCAUUUUGUUUGAGCCCCAGCUCAACCAGCCCUCUGGUAUGGGAGGCUCCCAGCUCAUCGAUACACACCUGCUGCAGGCUCGACAGGGGAUGAAUCAGCAUUCAAACAUGUACUCAGGGCAGGUACAACAACAUGGUCAGAGCAGUUAUUAUAGCAACACUCAGUCUCCUAGUUCAGCAAUGCAGCAGGUGACUGUCCCUCUGCAAGGUUCCCAGUUGUCCCUGCCAAACUUUGGUUCAGGUGGAGGCCAGCCCCUCUUGGCACUCCCUCCCACUCCUCCCCAGGCCCAACCUCCCAACAUCAACAGACAACCCCCAGUUUCUCAGCCCUACAGAGGCAUUAUGGGCCCUAACCACAACAUGAUACAGCCUCCGAACAGCAAGAUGGACAUGGAUCUCAAACUCUUUGUUAGUGGGAUGGAUGUGAAGUCUGGAACUCCUCCUGUCAGCGCAAGGAGCACCACACCCACCUCCAGCCCUUACAGGGCCAGCUCCACCUCUCCUAGCAGCCAGUCCAGUAAGAUGAACAGCAUGCUCUACCAGAAGCAGUUUCAGCCCAGCUCUGCUGGCAUGAGAAUGACCCAGCACUUCCCUGGCCAGUUCAACCCUCAGAUCCUGUCUCAGCCCAACAUCGUUUCUCCUCUGGUUCGUCCUACUCACACCAAUUCUUUUGCUGGAGGAGUUCAGCGAUCUCCUAUGGGCCCUCCUAUGGCACCAAAUGUGAGCGGCGGUCUUAUGCCUCACCCUCGACAACAGCAUCUUCAGCACAUUCAGCACCCUCCCAGAGGGCCCACUGGUCCCCCGAUUGUGCCCCGAGGCUCACAGGCGGCUCUGAAGGCUGAACAAGACCUGAAGGCUAAGCAGCGGGCUGAGGUGCUUCAGUCCACUCAUAAGUUCUUCUCAGAGCAGCAACAACUGAAGGCUCCUCAAGUCAGUAAAGCUUCCCGACUCGAUCAGGGAGGAAAACCUCUACUCGACAUGUCGGCCUCAAAUCACCAGGCUGGAGGGGAACAUCCAGAUUCUGACAAGCCCCCCAUAUCGACGGCCAAGCCCAUUCGAACUGGCCCCAUAAAGCCACAGGCCAUAAAACCAGAAGAAGGCAAGUAAGAGUCUGCAGCCUUCUUUAGGUGACGAUUUUUGGAUGGAAGACAGAAGAGAGAAUCUACCCCCAUUCACCCAACCUGAACCUCACAUCCCUGGAGGACU
Molecule: messenger RNA, 8947 nt
Organism: Nematolebias whitei (Rio pearlfish)
Lineage: Eukaryota; Metazoa; Chordata; Actinopteri; Cyprinodontiformes; Rivulidae
Gene: prrc2c
Product: proline-rich coiled-coil 2C
Exons: 34
Coding region: 428-8848 (2806 amino acids)
Biological process (GO): cell differentiation
Source: RefSeq, a predicted model, not a curated record